AUGAAGGAAAAGAUGCCAGAGUACAAGUACAUCAACAUUGACUCAGGAUGGUGUAACGAAUGUGACGAAUUUGGUCGUUGGACAAUUCGUAAAGAUGUCUUCCCUAACGGUCUCAAGCCUAUCUCAGACCACCUGAAGAAGAACGGCCAUCGUCUCGGUAUCUACAUUUUGCCUGGUAUUCGUAGGGACAGUGUGGAAAAGAAAUGCCUCAUCAAAGGCACCAACCGCACCGUAGACGAACUCGUUCCUUCUCGUAAAGAAGGUUGUGGUUUUAAGGGCACCACCUAUAUGCCAGACGAGCAUAACGAUUUAGUACAAAAAUACUACGAUUCCAUUGCUGAAUUAUUCCACGAAUGGGGUAUCGGUUUUGUUAAAUUGGAUGCUGUGGGCCCUGGUGGCGGUAGCGAAUAUUAUCCUUAUACUGGUCCCGAUAACCGUGCUUGUACUCAAAUGCUGUACAAUGCUUUGAAGAAAUACGAUAUUUGGCUGGAGAUUUCAUGGCAGAUCGAUUCCUCUUACGCUGAUGAAUGGGCACAUAUCUCGAAUGGUGCACGUAUCUACACCGACAUUGAAUCCUAUUCCACAAAGACAAUGACAUCGACCCACCGUGUCAUGCAACGUAUCACACCGUGCGAGAAGUGGGUCAAUACCUGUGUCGUCGGUAGUGAUUAUGGCUUUUAUGUUGAUUUGGAUGUUGUCUUGGUCGGUAUGACUGUCAAUGAUAAAUGUGUGGAUGGUUUGGAUAACGAUGAUGUUCGUCAAACCUACAUCAGUUUUUGGGCUAUGGUCUCUUCCGUUUUCUGUACUGGUGCAGAUCCUCGUAAGAUACCUGACAAAUAUCUGGCCAUGUACAACCAUAAGGAAAUCCUGGAGAUUCAUCAAAGUGGUGUCAUGGCACGUCCCAUCGGUUCCGGCAAUGUCUGGCAAAAUAGAAAGCAAAUCUGGUGGAAAAAGCUGAAGGAUGGUCGAAUCUAUGCUUGUUUGAUAAACGCUCAUACUUAUUUCUUCAUGCUUGGUUUAAGUCAUGAAAUCACUCUUAAUUUUGCUGACAUUGGCUUGCAGAAAGCCAAUUUGAAGGACGUUUGGACAGGCGAAGAACUUGGCGUUUAUGACCAGAAAUACAGCAUUGUUUUACGUCCUGCUCAAUGUCAAGUUUUACUCAUCACACCUGCAUAA
This is a messenger RNA of Mycotypha africana, 1176 nucleotides long. Its product is annotated as glycoside hydrolase superfamily. The transcript has 2 exons. Gene Ontology annotation, molecular function: hydrolase activity, hydrolyzing O-glycosyl compounds. Gene Ontology annotation, biological process: carbohydrate metabolic process. The record is from RefSeq and is a predicted model, not a curated record. The coding region runs from base 1 to 1176 and encodes 391 amino acids. Lineage: Eukaryota; Fungi; Mucoromycota; Mucoromycetes; Mucorales; Mycotyphaceae.